GCCGGCCACCAGUCCGACGCCGACGACAGCCGCGAGCGCAUCCACCGCGCAGACAUGGACCUGCACUGCUCGAUCUGUGUGUAACCGGUUCCUGACGCCGAAAGUGAGAGAGUUUCAAUUGUUGUGAUCUAGGAUGAAACCUACCCGUGAACUACAUAAAUAACAGCGUACACACAGUGAUAGUGCUAGAACAAAGUGAUCUGUUCAUAAAUCGUAUGAUUAUUUAUUGGCUGUCCAGAAUUUUUCCUCAAAAUGGGAGAAUCCAAGCAUACACAUCCAAGACUAUGGUUAUUUUCAAUGUCGCUGAUGCUAACGGCUCAAUGCGCCCGUACACAAUGUCCGUGGGAGGGUGCGCCAACGUUACAAGCCGCAUGUAUAUGUGCACAUAAUUUAGCGAGGGAUUUGUCAGUCCAAUGUGAUCAGGUUGACUUCCCGACGUUAUUGUCAGCUCUAAAUAUGAGCACACGAAAUAUUGUUAUCGAUCUACUUUACAUAAACAAUUCAAGCAUACCCGUCCUCACCAAUAACAUGUUCGCAAAUCUUAAAAUUCACAACUUACAAAUAUCUGGAUGUGGAAUAAAAAGAAUAGAAGAUGACGCAUUCCGAGGACAAGGCCCAUAUCUUAAAAACUUAAACCUGCAAGAUAACGAACUAACUGAAGUUCCUGUGAAGGCCCUAAAAAUUUUAAUUAAUCUUUCUCUAUUGGAUAUAUCUAAAAACCGCAUUUCUCACAUUGCAAGUCAUUCUUUCAUCACUCUUCGUAAGCUCACAACACUAAAAGUGUCUGACAACAAUGUUACGUUAGAACCCCAAACACUCACUGGAUUAGAAAACUCAUUAAAAAAUCUAAAUUUAAAAGGGACUAAACAAAAAACUGUCCCCGAAUGUAUAAGAGGCCUUCAUAGUUUAGCUUUUCUUGACCUAUCGCAAAACAGUAUCAGAGAACUUCCAGGACCGGAUGGUAGUAAAACUUUCGAGGGACUGGACUCACUCACUGCUCUAAACUUAGAACGAAACCUCAUUGUCUAUCUGAGAGAUGAUGCGUUUGCUGGAAUAAAGAGCACGCUCAGUUCUCUCAGUCUUUUAAACAAUUUGCUUCCUGAAUUCCCGACUGCUGCAAUAGGGACAUUGAGCGAUUUAAGAGUAUUAGAUAUCGGGUUCAAUUUAUUAAAUAAGUUACCAGUGGAUGCUUUCGUUAACAAUCCAUCAAUAACUUUGUUAGCAUUAGAUGGUAAUCCUUUGCCCACAGUGCCAGAGGAAGCAUUUUCUCAUCUCAAUCAAACUCUUCGAGGUCUCAGUCUAGGCGGGCGAUUCCUAAAUUGUGAUUGUCGCUUGCGUUGGAUUAUAGAAUGGAUUCGAAAUGGCGAAUUACAAGUAACAUCACGAGAAAGAAACCCGCAAUUCUGCGGCAAUCCACCGCAUUUCCGUGAACGUGGCUUUUAUAGUUUUGAGCCAAAUGAAUUAGUUUGCGAUAACGAUAUAUCUAUAUCAACAACAGAAAAAGCCAUACCAACUGUGAAGGAUUUGAACGAAUGGAAACUAAGUCAGGCCAUCACUACCACGUCAACAACUACUGCCGCCACACCAUCAACAACAAGUACAUCUUCACCACUCGAAACAGAAAUAAGUAACAAUAUAGAUAUUCCUACCAAACCAGCCAUCAUUCAAAGUCCAAGUUCGAGCACCACAAGCACUACCAGCACCGCACGCCCCAGCCGCAUCCCCUCAGUCCGACCAGCCGCACCCACCUGGCGCCAUGCUCCUCACCAGCGUCCCCCCCUUGUUAUGAGUUUUCCGCAACAAAAGCCAAAAGUAGAUGAUUCCAAUGAAGUUAUCGUAAAAAACGCGUACAGGCAAGAUAAUUCUGUUAUCAUUCAAUGGGACUCGGACGUUGCUAAUAUACUCGGCUUCCGCGUCGUUUAUCGACUCUUCGGAGACAAAAGCUUUAAGCAAGGACCACCUUUGGAAGCCAGCGAAAGAGAGUUCAAAAUUAAAAAUGUUCCAUCUCAGGAAUGUAUAGUGGUCUGCGUGAUCUCCUUGGAGGAGGUUCACGUCAGUCCAGAAACGGUGCCGUAUUCCCAAUGCCGAGAGGUACGCACCGUUUCCGCUGCUGCCUCCAAUAUGGAUAAGAUCACGAUUGCAGCCAGUGCCGCCAUUUGUGGUACAAUAGUGGUAGCAGUACUAGUAUUUGCCGCGGCUUCGCGACGUCGAUCUCGCACCGUGCAUCGUCUACAUACACAAGCUCCGGAGAAGAUGCCCAACCCUUGUUGCGGAGGUCUCACCGGCACCCCGAGCCCCAGCGGUCCACUCUCUUCGCUUGCUACGAUCGGCGCCUUUGGAAAGCAGCGUGAGUGGGAUCAAGUGUCGGCUUAUAGCGCACGUUCGAUCCCGCGUGCACGUUCCUAUACUGAACCAGCUCCUCCGGACCCAUUACCAGGUCGUCCUGGACGAGCACGUUCUCUAGCUGAUGGUCAAUCACAGCAUAGCUAUUCACAUUCUGGCCGAUACGGAGUGCCAGGAUACCCUAGUAGCCUUCUAGGAUCUCGAGCUGAUCUCCGACAAUCGCGACAGUCACUAGGAGCAGCAUCAGAACGUGCCUCCCGUUUAUCAUUAAGUGGUGCAGCCGGUGGAGCCACUGGCGGAACUGCAGGAUCCCGGAGAAGGCCGCGAUCAAGGUCCCGACCAGCCAGCAGGUACAGCGUCGGCUCUAUAGGUAUGGGAUACUGUGACACUUCCGACAACUGGACUGAUCAUGACAUGGAUAUUUACAUGGCACGAAACCCGACGACUCGGAGUGGAUUAGUACCUUUAUAGCGUGUAAGGGACACGCCGGCGCCGCGGGGAGAUAUGACAUGUCGAGGACGCUCCUCGCCUACGCGAAGGGCUCCCGAGGGCUAUAAUACCUCGUGGUGCAGUCAUGAAGCCCGGAAAGGCCACCGACAUUCUCGCCGACAUAGCCAUGAGAAAAAAAACAAGCGACGUGCGCACGCGCACUGUAGCCGAUUCGCGGGUCAGAGCCAGUGUGUCCGGUAUCCGUUAAAAUAUUAAUUUUUCGUAAUAAUAUUGUUACCUUUAAAACGUGACGAUAGUUGUACUACUUGUACUUAAUUUCAGUACAUACAAUAACUUCUAUCCUUAGGUUAAAGAACUGUAAAUGGUAGUAUUUAUGCUGUAAUGUAGAAACUAUGUUAAAGAUAGAUUUAAUUAAAAUAUUGUAAUUUCAUUAUCACAAAAUACUAUGUGAAUGCAAUAAAUAUUUAUACUGUUAGUCCUUUUAACAUGUAACAUAUUUUUAUAAAACAAUAAAUUAUAACCAUUGGUUAGUGAGGACUAGUCAAAAUAUAUUUCCUUUCCAUUGACUUUAUAAUUCUGAAUAAUAUCAACUUUGUUUGUAGAUUGAUAAUAAAAUUGUUUGCAUUUUGAGCACAGGGUGUUUGCUCUUUUUUACCACUAAUUUGUGUUGUAUAAUAUUACAAUGUUAAUAAAUUUCGUGGUGCAUAUAUUUAUUUCGGACAAGAUUUAUGUUAGUUAGUAAUUUGUAAAUAUUUUUUUAUCUAGGUCUUAUGAUAGAAAAAUGACAUAAGCAGUAAGCAAGAGGUCACUUGUGAAUACCAGUGUAAAAGUUGAUCAACUGCACAUUCUAUUCCAGUUUGGGAAUCUUGUUCUAGCGAUAGUUAAUGUAAAUCUAUGUAUAUGUCAACAAACUCCAGAGGUGCAAUAGUACAGGACAUGUAACAUAAAAUCAAUACAAUAAUUAAAUGUCCCAUGUAAUCUUUGAAAAUGGCCAAAUGUUUUAUUUUUAUUAAACCUCAUCCAAAAUGGUGCUAUUUAGUAUAAUAAUGUUAUGUACCAAACAUAUUUUAUUAUUCUAUAAGAUCCCAUAUUUAAGAAUAAUUUAGCCAUAGGCAUGACAAUUGCUUUCUAUUAAGGUGAGGCAAAAGACACUAUGCUAUAAAGAACUGUUUUAAAUAAUGUGACAAAUUAUUUUAUUAUUUGUAGAAAAUUUUAUUGUUUCGAUGUGCACAAGAAAUCUGCUUUGUCUUUUGUCUAACUUUUUUAUUCUUACUUUAUUCCCAAAUUCGCCGUCGCGUUGCAGUCACCU
Spodoptera litura is the source of this 4102-nucleotide messenger RNA. It is a transcript of the gene haf, whose product is annotated as leucine-rich repeat and fibronectin type-III domain-containing protein hattifattener. The record is from RefSeq and is a predicted model, not a curated record. Gene Ontology annotation, molecular function: protein binding. NCBI's taxonomy places the organism in Eukaryota, Metazoa, Arthropoda, Insecta, Lepidoptera, Noctuidae.